Felis catus (domestic cat) is the source of this 994-nucleotide messenger RNA. RefSeq names its product histone H2B type 2-E (gene H2BC19). Bases 140 to 520 code for a protein of 126 amino acids. Gene Ontology annotation, molecular function: structural constituent of chromatin; protein heterodimerization activity; DNA binding. The transcript has a single exon. NCBI's taxonomy places the organism in Eukaryota, Metazoa, Chordata, Mammalia, Carnivora, Felidae. Gene Ontology annotation, cellular component: nucleosome. The record is from RefSeq and is a predicted model, not a curated record.
UCGCGAAUCGCGACGCAGCGUAACCAGAACCUUAAUUUGCGUGGGGCCUCUUUAAGUACCGAGUCGCUUCCGGUAGCCUCGGACCUACGGUGGGGUUUGCGUUCCCGGUGGUCGGCGUCCGUGCCUUGUGUUCGCCGCUAUGCCCGAGCCGGCAAAGUCCGCCCCCGCGGCCAAGAAGGGCUCGAAGAAGGCGGUCACCAAAGCCCAGAAGAAAGACGGCAAGAAGCGCAAGCGCAGCCGCAAGGAGAGUUACUCCAUCUACGUGUACAAGGUGCUCAAGCAGGUGCACCCCGACACCGGCAUCUCCUCCAAGGCCAUGGGCAUCAUGAACUCGUUCGUCAACGACAUCUUUGAGCGCAUCGCCGGCGAGGCCUCCCGCCUGGCGCAUUACAACAAGCGCUCGACCAUCACCUCCCGGGAGAUCCAGACGGCCGUGCGCCUGCUGCUGCCCGGCGAGCUGGCCAAGCACGCCGUGUCCGAGGGCACCAAGGCCGUCACCAAGUACACCAGCUCCAAGUGAGUCCCUGCCGGGACUCGGCGCUCGCACGGGUCGCCGGCCGCUUGACUCCAAAGGCUCUUUUCAGAGCCACCCACCUUCUCGGGGAAAGAAGCGGUUUUUCCCUAUUUAAAAAUGUUAUUUUUCCAUGCUAUUUAUUCUUUUUAAUAUCAGCCUUUUCCUUUGGAUGACAAGAAAGGACUCUAAGAUUGGACCUGAUUCUUUUAACAUUGUGGAGAGCUAGAGUACGUGUAUUUGUUCUCAAAAGUAACUCAGUUUUAACAGUGAAGCGGUCAGCAAUACGUGGCAGUCAACGUGUAAAUAUACUCAUGAUUAUAGAAAUUAGUGCUAAGGAGUGUUUGCUGUAAGGUAAUUAGCUUGAAUCUGUUUAUUGUAAUUGCAUUUUUCUUUGGAAAAUUAAUGUGUUUGUAAACAUGGAAAGCAGUACUUCUGAAACCACGCCCAGCACCCAUAAAUAAAUUUUUCUUGGUACCUCGA